AUGCCCGAGUCUCCUCUGAGUCCCUCGGCAGCCCGUCAAACUCCAGCCAGCAGCCUGCUCAGCCAUGCGGACGCCGGAACGGGGGAGAAAGCGGCUAAUGGGGACUCCUGCAGUGGAGUGAGGGUGCAAAGCUGCCAGAGCCUCCUCCACAAACAGCAACACCUGAAGGAAUUUUACCAGCAGCAGCUUCAACAGCAGACCAGCAAGAAAGUCAAAGAGCUGAUGUUCCAGCAGAAACCGGCCGCCUCUCCUCCCGGCCUCUCCUCAGGUUCAGGCUAUUUCGGUCCCGCGGAGAUGCAGAAGUUGUGGAAGGAACUCAGAUCGGCUCUUUCUGACGACGGGGUGGCGAUGAGCGGGAACCAGAAAACAUCCGCUCGAGUCGAGCCGACCGGGGAUCGGCUGUCUGAGUCUCCUCCCGGAGCGGAGCGUAGUGGUGCAGACAGGGACCCGGCUCUCGUGCGCGCCCUCUUCGGUCCCGGAGUGUGCAACUGGCCCGGCUGUGAGUCCGUCUGUGAAAACAUCGCCCAGUUUGUCCAACACAUGAGCAGCGAACACACUCUGGACGACAGGAGCACGGCUCAGUGCCGCGUCCAGAUGCAGGUGGUCCAGCAGCUGGAGCUGCAGCUCUGCAAAGAACAGGAGCGUCUGCAUGUGAUGAUGGCUCACCUGCGCCUGCCUUCCCCGCGCGCUCAGUCGGCAAAGUCUGACGCAGCCGCUGACCGCUGCAGCCCACAGCUCCGUCCAACGCCGCUGGCCGGCAAAGCGUCUCUCUCUCUGAGACACCAGAGACCUCUGAGCGCCGCCGGCUCCCCGCCGCAGGGCCACGAGGAAGACGAAGAGCUCCCGUUCAGACGCGCCGUGGCAGGACACCGACAUCACCCUCUGGUGUUCUCUCUGUCUUCAGAGAAUGAAUAUGAACUUUACCAGAACACUGACAUCAGACCACCCUUUACCUACGCAGCUCUGAUCCGACAGGCCAUCACAGAAGCCUCAGACAUGCAGCUGACACUCAACGAGAUCUACAACUGGUUCACCAGGACGUUCGCAUAUUUCAGGCGGAACGCCGCCACCUGGAAGAACGCGGUCCGCCACAACCUGAGCCUGCACAAGUGCUUCGUGCGCGUGGAGAACGUGAAAGGCGCCGUGUGGACGGUGGAUGAGGAGGAAUACCAGAGGAGGAGGUCUCAGAAGAUCGCAGGGAGUCCAUCGCUGAUGAAAAAUGUCUGCUCCAGUCUGUCUUUGGGCACCGCUCUGCACUCCACCUUCCAGGCUGCUCUGGCAGAGGCCUCGCUGCCGGGCCUCAAGAGGGAGCGUUCGAGCCGAAACCUUCGAGGAAUCGACAAAGCGGCUGUCGGCAGCAGCAGAAAACAAAACCUCUCUCCUCCAGUCCAGCAGCAACUUUACUUCGAGAAAGUCAACGACGACGAGGGUCAGCUGCCGACACUCAAUCCAGUCAGUCUGCAGCCUCUGAUCCACGGAAACAGCGAGGAGCUUUUGUUUGACCUCGAGUGACCUUCUACCUUUACGACCUUUAACGCCAGUUCAAGCUCUCAUUUAGCAUCCUAAGAUGUUUGGAGUAGCAUGGUACUACUGCAACUUUACUGAGGUGUUUGAUUUGAAGAGCAUUUGAAAUGAAAUGCAGACACUUUGCUAAAGUGUCUGUGACCUUUGAUCUUCUCCACUGUUUGCAGCCACAAUGGGAUUUCUUGCAAAAUUCAAAAUUACAAACGAUUAAUC
Poecilia latipinna (sailfin molly) is the source of this 1737-nucleotide messenger RNA. RefSeq names its product forkhead box protein P2. Bases 1 to 1512 code for a protein of 503 amino acids. Gene Ontology annotation, molecular function: DNA-binding transcription repressor activity, RNA polymerase II-specific; RNA polymerase II cis-regulatory region sequence-specific DNA binding. The record is from RefSeq and is a predicted model, not a curated record. NCBI's taxonomy places the organism in Eukaryota, Metazoa, Chordata, Actinopteri, Cyprinodontiformes, Poeciliidae. Gene Ontology annotation, biological process: regulation of transcription by RNA polymerase II. Gene Ontology annotation, cellular component: nucleus. The transcript is spliced from 14 exons.